CAGGAUACUAAGAACAUGUUUGAUUUCUUUGAAGGCUUUGAGAAAGCUUUUAAGAAAACCUUUAAUAAUCCUAAUGAGGAAUGUAUUACAGCUCAGCAGCUUAUGAAUCUCAAACAAACCAAGUCAGCCUCUGCUUAUACAGUUAGAUUUAAAUAG
Cryphonectria parasitica EP155 is the source of this 156-nucleotide messenger RNA. RefSeq lists its product as uncharacterized. The annotation marks the transcript as partial. The record is from RefSeq and is a predicted model, not a curated record. The transcript has a single exon. NCBI's taxonomy places the organism in Eukaryota, Fungi, Ascomycota, Sordariomycetes, Diaporthales, Cryphonectriaceae.